This is a messenger RNA of Ipomoea triloba (trilobed morning glory), 1694 nucleotides long. Its product is annotated as protein Aatf. The transcript has 15 exons. The record is from RefSeq and is a predicted model, not a curated record. Gene Ontology annotation, cellular component: nucleolus; nucleus. Lineage: Eukaryota; Viridiplantae; Streptophyta; Magnoliopsida; Solanales; Convolvulaceae. Bases 192 to 1487 code for a protein of 431 amino acids.
GCUCGUCGCCUGUCUCUCAAUGCACUUGCAGAGUUACGGCUCCAUCGGUUCCGCCACUUCGCGACUUCACGUCUUCGAAUUCGACUCUACGCCAAACGCCACUUUGACAGCUCGGCUCUCCAGCAGACGGCAGCAACGUGCGGCUAACCCUAGGUGCAUCUGUUGUAUACACUGUCCUUUGAGCUUUGGGGAUGAAAGAGAUGGGGAAGUCUCGAAAGCGGUCUCAACAAAUCAAUAGGGAGGAGAGUGAAAGCGGUUCUGAAUUUGACAGUGAUGAAAUGCUAGAUGAUAUGCUGCCUAAUGGGGGUGAUAGCAAUGGUGACAGCGAUGAUUACAGCCAUGGUGAUGAGGAUGAAGAGGAAGAGGGAAAUAGUGUAAGUGAUGAUGGUGGUGAGGAGGAAGAGAGCAACUAUGAAAGCCAUGACACUGGUGAAGAAGAAGAUGAUGAGGAUGAGGAUGAGGAAGGGGAUGAUGAAAGAGAAGGAUGGAAACAGAAUGAGGAGCAAAAGAAUGCAGAAAUGGAGGAGCUUGAGAAUGAGUAUAGGAAGCUUCAGCACAAGGAGAAAGAUCUACUAAGUAAUAUAAUAAGCCAUAAGGAUGAAGAUAUUUUGAAAGGUGAAGCUGUGAAAAAUCAGAAGGUUCUUUGGGACAAGACUCUUGAGUUAAGAUUCUUGCUGCAGAAAGCAUUUUCAAACUCCAAUAGACUUCCUCAGGAGCCAAUUAAGUCUUCAUUCUGUGAUUAUGGGGAUGAAGUUAGUGAGGCAUAUUCAGAUCUAAUUGGUUCUUCAAAGAAGACUUUGGAUUCUAUAUUGGAAUUACAGGAGGCACUUCUUGAGAAGAAUCCAUCAAUUACUCAAUCCACAGAUGGUUCUGAAGUUUCGGAAGCUUCUCAUCAGUCCAUUGGCAAAAGUGAUGAAGAAUGGUUGCAAAUUACCCAAAUGCAUUCAAGGAUGUCUGCGUUUAGAGACAAGUCAGUAGACAAAUGGCAGAGGAGGACCCAAGUAACAAGUGGUGCUGCUGCAGUUAAAGGCAAAUUGCAUGCGUUUAAUCAGAGUAUUAGUCAACAAGUGGGUAAUUACAUGAGAGAUCCAAGUAAAAUGAUAAAGGGUAUGCAGCUUAGCAGAUCUGCAGUUGCUCUAUUUGGAACUGUUCCAGAUCUUACAGCUACACAAGAGGAGGGCACAAAUGCUGACGGCAACCCAGAACUUCUGGAUGAUUCCGAUUUCUAUCAGCAAUUGCUCAAGGAAUUUUUUGAGACAAUUGAUCCAACUUCAUCUGAGAAGGCAUUUUACACCAUGAAAAGACUACAAACAAAGAAAAGAAAAAUUGUUGACCGGCGAGCCUCAAAGAGUCGAAAAAUCAGAUAUAAUGUACAUGAAAAGAUUGUGAAUUUCAUGGCUCCUCAGCCCGUGGAACUGCCUCCCAUGGCCCCCAAGUUAUUUGAGAAUUUGUUUGGGUUUAGAACCCAGACACAAGCUGCUGGCUGAAGUAUAAUGAAGCCUGUCGUCGUCUUUGAUUACUUAUGUUACGGCAAGGCAUUAUUGUUCUUGAGUUGUGCCAAAUCAAAGAUGGUUUUCCAGAAGAAUGAGUGAAAGACGAUCAGAAUUUUUAUAUUCAUUAAAUUCAAUUUGCUUGGAUGGAUUUCGUGAAAAAUUAGAUGAAUAUAAUCAUAUUAUGUUGAGCUAAAAUGUCUA